GGCAAUUUGUAUUUCAAGGCCAAGUAGUAAGCAAAUAGGAAGAAGUACGCGUUGGCUUAUCGUUUCACUCAGCUCGUUGGAAUAGUGGUCCGGAGUUGCAUAAUGAUUCAGAACCAUAGUAAUAUUGACGUCCCUCUAUGUGGACACAAACGUAAGAAACUUCCACGCGUACACACACACACAGACGAGUUUUAUUGCAAGGUGGAAUACAAUACCACAUAUUGGUGCUUGUUCUCCUUUAUGCACACAUACCCGAUAAUUUCCCCGAACAUUUCCCCAGGCAUAGCAGCCGCCCAAGAAACCAUCCAGAGUCUUUAUUACACAAGAAGAGAGCAUUUGAAUUUUCCAUCUUUCAUCUCACAGCCACUGGUUUACUUCAUGUUGCCUCAUCAGAUUAGACCGGGCUGGUCGAAGAGUCCAGAAUAUAAUGAAAUCGAAACACAAAUAAACUUGACAAAGUUACACGAACUACACUAAACAUAGUUACACUGAACAUAAUUACACUGAUAAAAUGAAAUAAAAAUGCAAAGAAA
Messenger RNA from Scaptodrosophila lebanonensis, 533 nucleotides. RefSeq lists its product as uncharacterized. The record is from RefSeq and is a predicted model, not a curated record. The transcript is spliced from 3 exons. Lineage: Eukaryota; Metazoa; Arthropoda; Insecta; Diptera; Drosophilidae. Bases 103 to 477 code for a protein of 124 amino acids.